Callithrix jacchus (white-tufted-ear marmoset) is the source of this 549-nucleotide messenger RNA. RefSeq names its product RNA polymerase II subunit I (gene POLR2I). Gene Ontology annotation, biological process: transcription-coupled nucleotide-excision repair; DNA-templated transcription; maintenance of transcriptional fidelity during transcription elongation by RNA polymerase II. The record is from RefSeq and is a predicted model, not a curated record. Lineage: Eukaryota; Metazoa; Chordata; Mammalia; Primates; Cebidae. Gene Ontology annotation, molecular function: nucleic acid binding; DNA-directed RNA polymerase activity; zinc ion binding. Gene Ontology annotation, cellular component: RNA polymerase II, core complex.
AUGGAAGCAAUUACUCUAGGAUAUCAAAAGACUGAAGCAAGCAAUGAAACCUUUGCGCCGAGAAAAGGGAGACACAGCUCAUAUGCGCAGCGCCGCCCUCUUUUGGCGAAGCACCUAGGCCUGGCCCCUUCGGCGACCUGUAGCGCCGCGGAGCAAGCGCAGAAGGUUAGGCCAGCUGCGCGUCGCCAUGGAGCCCGACGGGACCUACGAGCCGGGCUUCGUGGGUAUUCGCUUUUGCCAGGAAUGUGCCGGAACUGUGAUUACCAGCAGGAGGCCGACAACAGCUGCAUCUAUGUCAACAAGAUCACGCACGAAGUGGACGAACUGACCCAGAUUAUCGCCGACGUGUCCCAGGACCCCACGUUGCCGCGGACCGAGGACCACCCGUGCCAGAAGUGUGGCCACAAGGAGGCUGUGUUCUUCCAGUCACACAGUGCCCGGGCCGAGGACGCCAUGCGUCUGUACUACGUGUGCACAGCCCCACACUGUGGCCACCGCUGGACCGAGUGACCUCACCUCUCCCCCGAGUGUAAUAAACACCAGAUUCCA